Molecule: messenger RNA, 2142 nt
Organism: Nerophis lumbriciformis (worm pipefish)
Lineage: Eukaryota; Metazoa; Chordata; Actinopteri; Syngnathiformes; Syngnathidae
Source: RefSeq, a predicted model, not a curated record
AUGGUUUUGCAGGAGUUCAGCUUGGUCCGAUGUGACAGCCUAGAUACAGGGUCUGGCAGUGACAAGGAGCUGACGACCCGCUUGGACCACGGGCCUCUUUACCCACAGGUGGAGCCUUCGCCAGCGGAAUUAGCUCAGUGUGAAGCUGAAGUGGGCACACUUCUCAGCAUCAUUGCUGAAGUCAACAAAAAGAUGGGUUCACUCAAGGCACCCAGUUGCUUGCCGAUCCUUUGCAGUGAACCAGGUGAUUUGAGACCACCAAGACCACCCAGCCCUCUUUUUCCUGAUCUGCUUUCACACAGACUUGUGAGAAGCAACCCAGAAAAGCACAUUGCUGAUGAUCUCAACUGCAGACUUUCGCGGCCUUACCGAGGUUUCCCUCUAGGAGGCAGUAGUGUCAUGUGGACAGAACUCAAGGGUGCGUUGACUGCAGUGGAGGACUCCAUCAACUGCAGAAGGUCCUGGGCAGCCCCCAUCACCUCCUCUGACCGAGACAAACCAAGAGAGCAUCUCAGAGCAGCUCAGGACAGCUGGGCGAAAGCUUCCAAGAUUUUGGAGGAGAUGGAAAAGGAAUUUGGCAUUUCUUUUCCGUCAGAUGUGGCAAGAAUAACAUUUCAAGAGGUGGUCACGGAAAAGCGGGUUGACCCUUCGUCCUUACCGGCUCAACAGGUAAAACUCCAUAGAGCCCACAGUAUCAGCCACGUUGAGGAGGACAGGAGCAAGGUUGCCGUUGGUCAUCAGAGGGGAUGGAGGUCUGCCAUAUGCUCUCCUUCAUCCAGAUCUUCCUGCAUCAAUGGGCCUCUUAGUGCAGAAAGGGCCUCCUAUUCCUUUCCGAAUUCUCCUUUACUCCUCAGAAGAACUACAGCUGGAUCAUUAUCAUCAGGAGGUGACAGUGCCCCACUAAACGUUGUUAUCCCUGGAAGUCCUUGCCAAAGCCCCCAUGGGCUGGAGAAUGAGGUGGAAUGGCUCAACAGGCAAAUUGAGGGACUGAAGGCUAGGAAUGAGCGUCUGACUGUUGCUUUGGAGCGAAAGGCGACCGAGUGUGAGCAGAUCAGUGUUACACUAAAGAGGCUCGAGGCCGACUGCUCUGCCAUGCAGUUGGCUCUCAGAUACUGUGACGAGUGCGAAGAGGCCUACGGUGAACUCAUGUCUCUUUACGAUACUCAGAGGCAAGAAAGCAUUCCUCUGCAGACUGCCGGAGCAGCAGGUGCGGUUGACAGGCAACAGCCUGGUAGUCCAUCACCCCAGCACUGGAAAAUGGGAAGUGAGGAGCUGUCGACCUCUUUCACAAGAGUAGAGGUGACCGAGGAGGUGGAAACGCAUACAACACGGAGAACCCCUGAACUGACCGAUCGAGAGGUCACACUCCGUCAGUUAAUUGAGAGGCUGAAAGGUGACCGGGCAGCCAUUGGCCUCUCGAGGCCACGUGCUCAUCAGGCAGAAGUCAAAAUGACCCUGGAUGCCGUUUAUCCUGCUGGACUGAGAGUGGGGCAUUUAUCAAAAGACAACAGCAAGCAUGCCGAAAGAAAGCGAGACAAGACUUCUUUGUUCCAUGAGCUGAUCACAGCCAGAGAGGAGAUGUCGGAUCUGCGUGCUCUUAUUCGUCUGAAGGAGAAAGAGCUGAGGUGUAUGGAGUGGAAUAUGGUGGCCCAAAAAGCACAGGAAGGCACCGGAGCAUGUGUUUCUGAAAACCUCCGAGAGGAGCCGCAGGACCAAAAGACUGAACAACAGGUGGACAGUACAAACACCGACACAUUUUGCCUUUACUUUUUGAAUAAAUUGUGUAGUGAUGGCGACGCAGGCGGGCUGAGGACGAGGCCUAUAUUGAAAGAGCUGCAAGCGCUACUUCAGAGGGAACAAGUCCUAAAGAAGAGACUGGCUUUAGUUUAUGACUCACUCAAUGCAACGUUCACAGACAGCACCUCCAACAGUCGGGACAAUGACGAGCACGUUGCACGGAUUGCACAAGCUCACAGUAAGGCCUUGAGCUCGUAUAGACACAUUCGAAGAAAGUACAGAGAGCAGGUGUGGAAGCUGGAGCAGAAACUGGCAGCCAUGAUGGAGAGUCAGCAAAUACAGAGUGAAACAUCAAGGGCAGCAGGGGAAGAUUCCGAAUGGAAGAGAGAAGAGACUGUUCUGUGA